AUGCAUGUACGUACGGAGUCUGAGGUGGUGAUCAACAACUUUGCGUUUAGGUCAAAGCUACGACGUGCUUUCAAGAAAGUAGAGCAGAGACAUAUUGGGAAGUCUGACGACGAGUCUCAAGAGGACGAAGAGUACGAAGAAGACGACGACAAAGAAAACGUGCCCUCUCCCUCCACCGCUCUCGUUGUCACCAUCAUCGUCCCUAGUUCCUCCGUCUCCAAUGGCGGUGGCAACACUCCAAUUUUGAAGCCCACCGCCACCAUCGUCCUCACCGACUCAUCUGAUCCGAAGUGGCGUUGCCUGGAGCUAAUCGAGGAGAAAAAGCCGCCGCCAUCGCUGGAUGACUCGCAGCGGCUAUUACAGCGGUUGUGGACCGACGAGGACGAGAUCAAGCUCUUGCAAGGGUUCCUCGACUACACAUUGCAGCGAGGAUCCUCGCACCACAACGACACCACUUUGUUCUACGACCAAAUUAAGUCGAAGCUCCAACUCAAUUUCAACAAGAAUCAGCUUGUGGAAAAGAUCCGAAGGCUGAAGAAGAAGUAUCGGAACGUCCUCAACAAGAUUUGCUCCGACAAGGAAUUCUCCUUCAAGAGCACUCACGAUCAAGCCACCUUCGAAAUCUCGCGUAAGAUCUGGAGCAACGUGACUCCAGUCGUCGACAAUUCAUUGGACGACGAUGAAAUCAACCCUAACCGUAGCCCCAACCCUAACCUUAAUUUUAGCCCUGUAAUUCUUAAGAAUGAAACGAUUUUCAAGAAUUCCACGGAGAAGAAAACACCGAAACACUCUCGGAGGUGA
Glycine soja is the source of this 801-nucleotide messenger RNA. RefSeq names its product probable transcription factor At3g04930. The coding region runs from base 1 to 801 and encodes 266 amino acids. The transcript is spliced from 2 exons. Gene Ontology annotation, biological process: regulation of DNA-templated transcription. Gene Ontology annotation, cellular component: nucleus. The record is from RefSeq and is a predicted model, not a curated record. Lineage: Eukaryota; Viridiplantae; Streptophyta; Magnoliopsida; Fabales; Fabaceae.